Messenger RNA from Diaporthe amygdali, 1560 nucleotides. Its product is annotated as 2-methylcitrate dehydratase. The transcript has 2 exons. The record is from RefSeq and is a predicted model, not a curated record. Bases 1 to 1560 code for a protein of 519 amino acids. NCBI's taxonomy places the organism in Eukaryota, Fungi, Ascomycota, Sordariomycetes, Diaporthales, Diaporthaceae.
AUGGACACCGCCGAAAUCGAGGUUCUCCUCGAGAAAUCCAUGCAAUGCGUCAGGAAGACAUUAAAAACCUGGGGACUUCCAGCACCGGGAGAGAGCCUCGGACUCGGGGUUCGUGCACAACUGGACCUCGAGGACCUCCGUGGGCCGCAAACAGCCAUGAUCAAAGCCGUCGACUACCUAUCCGACCUUCUAAUACCAUCCAGCCAGUAUGACAGCAUGGGGAUGGGAAAAGGCUCAUGGUGCAUGUUCUUGACACAAGCGGGUCCUGUGAACUUCUUCUUCAACUGCCUACCCGACCCCGAGGCACAUGAGAAGGGUUUGUUGAAGGGAGGUAUGGAAAAGAAGUAUAGCCUCGCCCAAGAAGUUUUGGACUUUCUUGUUGUUGUCAUUGGAAAGGACGGAAUGAGAGCCAUUUGGGGAGGUUCACUCCUCAAUGGACUCCUCUCAAUCCGCAAACGCGCUUGUUGUCCGGACGUGUCAAACAACGCUGCGAUCAAGUACCGAGUCUGGCAAGAUGGUCUAUUCCAUCUCGCGCUGGAAACGUGCGACAAAUCGCACCUUCAGGGGGACACCUCUUCUUAUACGAAACGACUCCUGCAAUACUUUCUCUGGGUGGUCCAAGGCCGAAAGGACUUGACCUGCCCGGUCCAAAAGCCUUGGCCUUCUCGCAUCCCCGCUGAACUCAACCUAGUCGCUCAGCCUGAUUUGGCCAGUUUAUUUUCCAGCGACACUUCAGCAAGCCCCGGAGAAUUUCACAAAGAGAAGCAAGAUCUCUUCCGCCGGGUCCGCUUGUUCCAGGAUUGUUUCUUACAGUAUUUAAUCUCACUCCUAGCCACGCAGCAGCCAACAGAAAUGGUGGUGUCGGAAACACACGGAGUGAUAAGGCGGAAUGACCCGUCGCGGGAUGUGUGGGAUUCCAUAAACGUGGACUUUUCUUGGGAAUCGCAUCUUCAAUUUCCUCAAGUGCAGGCCGUCCUGCAUAGCUUGCACUGUUGUGCAAUUCAAGACCGAGCGCGAGCAUUGUUGGAGUAUUUCAUACGCCCUGCCUGUCACUCCAUACUUCUCAUGCACGUCAUCCCGAAGAAUGCCGAGACCACGGUGGAAGACGAGUCCCGUUACUUCAACAUGGCACCAGCGCACACGGUCGGUCUUCUCACCAUAGCGCCCGGGCUCCUCUUCAUCUUCGACCCGACUGCAGCCCAGUUCGGAUGGAAAGAGAACCUUGCUCCCUACGAUGCCUACGCACGCCAGCGCAUUGACUGGAUUGUCAAAUACGAAGUGUGCGAGCCUCUGAAUGGUCCGUGCAUUCCCACAAUUCGCACCCGAAGACCCUCAGAAGACUAUAGAGAAGGAUGGGACGCGAAGUGUAUUGCUGAGGAGAUAGUGACCCUCGUGGAAGCCAAUUUGGCAGAAAAGGGCGGCCUCAGCGGUAUUCUUGAGCUCUCGGAAACUGAGUUCGAGGAGCAGCGCCUGGCACUGAAGGAAGCUCUCAGAGAGUCUAUGCCACGUCCGGUCGUCACAGGGGAUUUUACCCGGAGAGCUGCAAGGGAUCUUCAAUGA